AGUGUUGAUGUGUCGGUCAGCUGGUGGCGGCGGCUGUGGAGAUGUCAGGUGCCACGACGCUCUCGUCAGCUGAGUGAGAGCUGAGCCCAGGUAAAGACAUGCAAGUGGCCAUUAUUAUCUUGUAAAUCAUAGAAGUCAUCACUUGCUUUCCUCAGUGAAAAGGGUCAACAUUUCCAGCACUCGACUUAUGAUUUGAGAGCUAUCAAGACGUUCGAUGUAACUAAAGCUCAGAAGUGCAUGUCUGAGGGACCUGGUGUGUUGAUCACUUGCCCGAAACUUCCCCGACCAACCCUUGCUACUCGAAGCAGAUUAUCAAGUAUGACAAGUCUAAAGGCCAGCCUCUCUGAAGAUGACCUCCUCGUUCCUCAGCUCAGUGGAUCGGCCUCGCAAGAUUCUACAGGAAGAAGUAAAAAGCUUAAAAAUAUUGGGCUGCAGCACCCGCGGGCUAUCUCCUUCCUCGUGCUGUGGUACAUCUUCAGUGGAAUUACCCUCUUCCUCAACAAGUAUAUUCUCACAUACCAAAAAGCUGACCCCCAUGUGCUUUGUGGCGCGCAGAUGAUGAUUACAAUGUUUUGUGGGUUGGUCCAGAUGCGAUAUCCCCUGGGCACGUAUACGCAAAUUAAAGGACAGCAGAGACCUGCCAACUUUCGGACAAGCAUGUUCAUCCUUGGCCUCCUACAACUGGGAACCAUAAUGUUUGGACUGAUAGCCAUCUAUUAUGUUGCAGUGAGCUUCGCAGAAACUGUCAAGAGCUCUGCACCUUUAUUUACUGUUUUAAUUGCCUAUUGUGUUAUAGGUGAACGAACGGGCACUUUUGUGUUCUUUUCGCUAAUACCAGUCAUGAUUGGAUUAGCGCUCUGCUCCAGUAAUGAGCUCUCGUUCAGCAUGAUCGGAUUCGUGUGUGCCUUGACAACUAACCUGUGUGAGUGCGUGAUGAGUGUGGUGUCCAAGUCACUACUCUCCAACAAAGUCUACAUCUACAGUCCAGCAGAACUACAGUUCUAUCCAAACUUAGCCGCUGUGGUGCUGCAGCUUCCCACGUGGUAUUUCUUGGUAGAUUUUGACAAACUACAGAAUCAACUGGAUCAUGAUCUGCUCUUUGCCAUUAUUCUGGAUGGCAUAUCUUUCCAUGGACAAACCAUUACUGCAUAUGUGCUCAUGUCCUAUGUGAAUCCUGUUACAUAUAGUGUUGCCAACACAACCAAAAGAGCAUGUUUGAUCUGGCUGUCAGUGCUCAUGUUUGGGAACCCAGUCACGCUGUGGAGUGGUAUAGGGACGGCAGUGGUGAUAACUGGAGUUCUGCUCUACAGUAAGGCUCGAGAAGUUGACGCACGCAGGAGAGAACAAUUUUCCAUUACUGAGGAAAAGAUGAAUACUGUUAGAUAGAAGUGAUAAGUGAUUUUAGUAAAUUAUAUUUUUUAUAUCAGCAAUUUUAUUUAUUGUUAUUCUUGAAACUCUGUGUUUUAUAUUUGUGAAAUUAAAAUCCUUAAAGGAAAUUUAACAUCUUCAAAGAAGAAUUUGUUACUUUCACAGAAGUUUACAUGAAUAACCUGUGAAGUAGUGUGUGUGCAGCUUCUGCAUCAGUACUGUGGGAACUAUUACAGAUGUCAUAAUUAUGACUUGAGCUUAUUUAAAACUUUGCAACAGUCACAUACAAAUGAAUUUAUUCGCAAAUUCCGAUUUAAAUUUUGUAUAUUUUGUAAAUCUGAACCCGGCAGGCAAAAAAUCCAUUCCAUAAUUUAUACUUGAGAAAAAUGUAGGUAAUAUAGACUGUGUACUGUUAGCUGGAUUUGCACUAGUUACCCCUCUUUGCAUCAGUAAAUUAUUUAUCCUUAGUGUUUAGGCACCAUUUAUUAAACUCUCAUCAACUCUCAGAAAUAUUUUCCAUAGUUUUGUCUAUAUAUUGCCAUUUGGAAAUUCAGAUACGUAUUAACAAAUUACUGCAUUAGUUUCUAUAGUUCAAACCGAGUGACUUCACACUGUUAAUAUAAUGUGCAAUUAAUAUAUUAGUUUCUAUAUUUUACACAUUGGGAAAUUUUUUUUUCUUUGUACAUUAGUAUGAUGCCAGUGUGGUUAUUGAGUGCUCUCAGGGCAGCUUAGGAUUCUAGUAUGAAAUAUCAAACAAAAAUGUUAUUUUUUGUCACAUUCCAUCUCUAUAGAAUAAUACAAAAAAAAUUAACAUUACAUCAUCUGUAAUAAACUGUUUAAUUAUAAAUACCGCACUAGUGUCACGUGUGGUUUAAGUGCCUUACAAAAAUCUUUGCCAUAAUAAAAAUCUUUACCUAA
Molecule: messenger RNA, 2286 nt
Organism: Procambarus clarkii (red swamp crayfish)
Lineage: Eukaryota; Metazoa; Arthropoda; Malacostraca; Decapoda; Cambaridae
Product: solute carrier family 35 member E2A
Cellular component (GO): Golgi apparatus
Molecular function (GO): antiporter activity
Source: RefSeq, a predicted model, not a curated record